Messenger RNA from Colletotrichum siamense, 999 nucleotides. RefSeq names its product putative mitochondrial carrier. Bases 1 to 999 code for a protein of 332 amino acids. The transcript has 4 exons. Gene Ontology annotation, biological process: transport. The record is from RefSeq and is a predicted model, not a curated record. NCBI's taxonomy places the organism in Eukaryota, Fungi, Ascomycota, Sordariomycetes, Glomerellales, Glomerellaceae. Gene Ontology annotation, molecular function: transmembrane transporter activity.
AUGCCUCGAGCUCAAGAAGAGCGCCCGCAGAGGCUGGUCAAGCGGUACCGGACCGAAAUCGCUGCAAGCACGUCGAGCAUGUUCUCGACCGUCGUCGCCUUCCCCCUCGAUAGCGUGAAAACGCGAAUGCAAACCUACAGAUAUGAAGGAUUUCUAGAUUGCGUGAGGCACACUUAUCGCACUGAGAAGCUGAAAGGCUUCUUUCGGGGCGUCCUGGCCCCGAUGGCCAGCGUUACUCUUGUGCGAACCAUUUCCUUCUCGAUUUACCAGCGCGCCAAAUACACGUACUCUGGCUGGAUCAAGCAAGCCUGCGGGUUUGACGUUCUGCAGCACGUCAACAAACAGGGCACCUAUCCAAACCUCUAUUCCAUAGCCUGCUUUGGGGCUGCCGGUGCCUCUGCCGGCUCCUGCAUCACGCUUCUUGCUUGCCCUUUCGAAUUGACGAAACUCAGCGCCCAGGUAUCGGUCUUAUUGUCUGACCAGAAGAAGCUCGCCGAGGCCAAUUGUCGGGCUACCAAUGGCCACCAGGUUGCGGCCAGCUACCAGAACAAGGGCACAUUCAAGACCAUGUCCAACAUCAUUCGCCACCGGGGUGCUUUGGGGCUCUACACUGGCUUCAACUUGCACUUGUUGCGAGAUACGUUGGGGACGGCCAUAUACUUCAUGGUCUACGAGAGCGGCAAACAGCUCGGGACUACGUUUGGCGGCGACCACCCCACCACUAAUAAACUAGCAGUCGUGGUCUCGGGUGGGCUUUGCGGGAUAGUGUCCUGGGCAAUGAUCUAUCCCAUUGACUCGGCAAAGAGCAUCUACCAACGAAACUCUCUCUUGUACUCCAAAGGCCAGCAAGUUGAGCCGCCACCGAAGAUUGAAUUCUUCAAAAAACACAUGUAUCGCGGUCUUGGAGUGUCCAUGGGACGCUCGUGCGCUGUGAACGCUAUUUUCUUCUCUGCCUUCGAAUUCAUGAAGAAGCACGUCAAUUCACUCGAUGAUAACUAA